Molecule: messenger RNA, 991 nt
Organism: Theobroma umbraticum
Lineage: Eukaryota; Viridiplantae; Streptophyta; Magnoliopsida; Malvales; Malvaceae
Product: DNA sliding clamp PCNA
Biological process (GO): leading strand elongation; regulation of DNA replication; translesion synthesis
Cellular component (GO): PCNA complex
Molecular function (GO): DNA polymerase processivity factor activity; DNA binding
Source: RefSeq, a predicted model, not a curated record
AAAACUGUGGUGAUUUGUUUGGUGGCGGGGAGAUGAACAAAAGAAACCAAGCCUUGGAAAUGUAAAAAAUUUUGAUGUUUUAUUAAUGGUUUGUCCUAACUCUUAGUCAAGAUGAAGAUUUUUUGUGUUGAUUCAAUUGAAAUGGGAUUAGACUCUCUCCAGUGUUUUUUGGCUAGACUUGCUAAUUUUGUUGCUAAUAUGAGGCUGAACUGACAUUUGUUUUUGUGUGUGUUCUUUUAUGGCUGUGCUAAUGGAUUAAAGCACAAGACAAGAUAUCAGAUUUUGAGAUGAAGCUGAUGGAUAUUGAUAGUGAGCACCUUGGAAUUCCAGAGGCAGAGUACCAUGCUAUAGUUAGGAUGCCUUCAGCUGAGUUUGCAAGGAUUUGUAAAGAUCUUGCUAGCAUUGGUGAUACUGUUGUUAUCUCUGUUACGAAGGAAGGUGUGAAGUUUUCCACAAGAGGUGAUAUUGGAACUGCAAAUAUUGUUCUCAGGCAAAAUACCACUGUAGAUAAACCGGAAGAAGCAACAAUUAUAGAGAUGAACGAUCCAGUGUCAUUGACAUUUGCAUUGAGGUACAUGAACUCAUUUACAAAGGCCACUCCGUUGUCAAAUACAGUGACAAUCAGCUUGUCUUCAGAACUGCCUGUUGUGGUUGAGUACAAGAUAGCUGAGAUGGGUUAUAUCAGGUUCUACUUGGCACCCAAGAUUGAAGAGGAUGAGGAUGAGACUAAGCCACAAGUCUAACUUGAUUUUGGCAUGGGAUCUUGUUUCCUUGUCCAGUAGUUUGUGUUUGAUAUUGUUGUCAAUGUUACCUCGAGGGUUCUACUUGAGGCUCACAUUGUAGCCAAGCGAUAAGAAGUUUAGGUCGGAUGGAUGAUAAAUUUCUUUCAUGUGCUUGGAUUUUUCUGAUGUUCUGUUACAAAUGAUGGUGCAUUUCUUUUCUUAUUUGUGUUCAUUCCUACUGCAACUUAAUAGAUUCUCAUUAAAACUGU